Molecule: messenger RNA, 2155 nt
Organism: Nerophis lumbriciformis (worm pipefish)
Lineage: Eukaryota; Metazoa; Chordata; Actinopteri; Syngnathiformes; Syngnathidae
Gene: prmt1
Product: protein arginine methyltransferase 1
Biological process (GO): chromatin remodeling; peptidyl-arginine methylation, to asymmetrical-dimethyl arginine
Cellular component (GO): nucleus
Molecular function (GO): protein-arginine omega-N asymmetric methyltransferase activity; protein-arginine omega-N monomethyltransferase activity; histone methyltransferase activity
Source: RefSeq, a predicted model, not a curated record
CUCAAGAUGACCACGCGUUGCCGGUCCCACUCGAGCUCCCAGGCUGCGAAGAAGAGCGAAGGCAAGCUUUCUUUGGCGGCGCAAGGGAAGCUGAACUCUGUUCGAGCUCGCGCACUGAGGCCGCACAUCGAAAUGGCGGCGCCACCAGAGAGGAUGGAGGGAGCUAACGGAGCUAACGGAGCUAACACAGCAAAGCCUGCUGCUGAAGAUAUGACAUCAAAGGAUUAUUAUUUUGACUCAUACGCUCACUUCGGCAUCCAUGAGGAGAUGCUUAAAGAUGAGGUCCGUACGCUGACCUACCGGAACUCAAUGUUCCACAACAAGCAUCUUUUUAAAGAUAAGGUGGUGUUGGAUGUGGGCAGUGGGACGGGCAUUCUCUGCAUGUUUGCUGCCAAGGCUGGAGCCAAAAAAGUUAUAGGGAUUGAGUGCAGCAGCAUCUCAGACUACGCUGUGAAAAUUGUGAAGGCCAAUAAGCUGGAUGAUGUGGUGACCAUCAUUAAAGGAAAGGUGGAGGAGGUGGAUUUGCCUGUGGACGGAGUAGAUAUCAUCAUAUCUGAGUGGAUGGGCUACUGUCUCUUCUACGAGUCUAUGCUCAAUACAGUCAUCUAUGCCCGGGACAAGUGGCUGAAGCCAGACGGACUAAUUUUUCCAGACAGGGCAACUCUUUACGUGACUGCCAUUGAAGACCGACAGUACAAGGACUACAAAAUUCACUGGUGGGAGAACGUGUAUGGAUUUGACAUGUCCUGUAUCAAGGAGGUGGCAAUUAAGGAACCCCUGGUUGAUGUAGUAGACCCCAAGCAGCUGGUCACCAGCGCCUGUCUCAUCAAGGAGGUGGACAUCUAUACAGUGAAGUUAGAUGACUUGACGUUCACCUCACCAUUCUGCCUGCAAGUUAAGAAGAACGACUACAUCCAUGCCCUCGUUACCUACUUCAACAUCGAGUUCACUCGCUGUCACAAGAGGACCGGCUUUUCUACCAGCCCAGAGUCUCCCUACACUCACUGGAAGCAGACAGUCUUCUACUUGGAUGAUUACCUGACUGUCAAGAUAGGAGAAGAGAUCUUGGGCACCAUCAGCAUGAAGCCAAACGUCAAGAAUAAUAGGGACCUGGACUUCACCGUAGACAUCGACUUCAAGGGUCAACUUUGUGAGGUGUCCAAGACGUCCGAGUACAGGAUGCGUUAGAGGCCUCUCAUCUCUCGGUGUAUAGUUUGUCUUUAAAGGCCGACUUGGAGUGUUGAAACAGUUUAAAUACUCCCCUGCAGCAACGUUUUAAACACAUUUCCCCUCAACCAUUUGCUCAAAUACUGUUCAUCUUUAGAGUUUUUCACAAUUUGGGGAGUGAGACGGCAGUACGACUCGCGCAGUAGUCAAUCUCGUGUUUGUGACCGACGUCCUCUCGGGUUCACUUUGUCCUCAUUCUUUGCACAUGCAAGACCCGUAGACACAAACACUACAGCUCCCCAUGACACAUCUGCUUGGAGUCACUUACUGCCCUCUUUUAUUUCUUUGGACUUUGUCAAAGCUGUAGGCGUGUGGGUUCCUGGUUUUCUUUUGAAGAAAACUAGCAACCUAGAUUCUGUAUAGAAACGUAACUAGCUAGUAUUAAACCCAAACUGAUAAGACGCACUCCGAGUUAAAAAGCUCUGUCUUACGGUCACAUUGACUUUAGAGAUUUUGAAUCAUCUCAAAGAACAUAGUCAAUGUGUAGCGAGCUAGCCUUACUCUCUUGUCCCAUAAUGGUGACAGUAGGUCUUGUAGGUUCUGUCCUUGUGGUGUCCAUCACCAAGCAGCCCGUCCUCCCUGAUUUUGCUUUUACCAGGUCAAAUCAUUUUGAGAACCAAAUGUCGUCAUCCAAAGUAAGUCGUUUUAGUGUUUUCAUAUUGUAAGUGUUAACUGCUGGGCAUGAAGGAAGGAAGAAGACUGACUGGUUCCAGCUGUUUUACAUGGCUCUACACCUGUUCCUUAGGAGCUUGUGUGUUCUCGCACAAUUAGUAUUGUGUCUGAGGCUCUUUGAGUUGAUUUGAACUGAACUUACUGUUGGCCCUCAACAGAUAUGACUGGCCACACUGACUUUUUGUAUUUUUUUUUUCCCUCUGCUGCUUUUUUAUAAUAAAACUAAACCUGUAAAUUAAACUUGUUUUGCAGCAGC